Molecule: messenger RNA, 3032 nt
Organism: Folsomia candida
Lineage: Eukaryota; Metazoa; Arthropoda; Collembola; Entomobryomorpha; Isotomidae
Gene: Uvrag
Exons: 7
Coding region: 288-2912 (874 amino acids)
Biological process (GO): SNARE complex assembly
Cellular component (GO): lytic vacuole; endosome
Molecular function (GO): SNARE binding
Source: RefSeq, a predicted model, not a curated record
GCAAAGUCAGAAUCACGCGUAAACAGAGAACUGCUGUUUUGCAAGUCACAAGUGGGUUUAGGGAUGGUUGUCGUCGUUUAAAUUUAACAAAGCAGUUAAUAUUUUAGUAGUGUAAUUAAUAUAAUCACUACCACCACCACCAACCACCAUCAAGUACAAUAAUGAUUUGAAGGAUUUUUAGUGGCUUUGUUUAAAAAUAGGCAUAUUGACAUUUAAAUUAAUUCAACAACGUGAAAGUUUUCCAAGUUUGUAAAAUGUGAUACAGUUUAAAGUACGAUAAGAAGGUUAUGGCAGUUGUAUUGUAUCAGAGGUCCGAGCCUCGUCAUAAGGAGUGGCUCCCACUUUUGUCCCAACAGAUUCGACUUCGAAACCUGACUCAAAUUAUACUCCUCAACGUUUCGGAACAUGUGUUGGACAAGGAAGUUGGCUAUUUCACACUUCACGUCAGCCCAAUGUCGGCCCCAUUCUACACGAGCAGCAAGGUUCCCUUCGCCAGGGUCACGGGCUGGCCAGAAAUCCAGCUUUCCCUCUGUUUCACCAGACUCUCUGCGUCCGCCGCCAUCCUGAGGGUAUGGACAGGGGCCGGAGUUCCUGUCCUCUCUUGGGGUGUCCACUUUCGAGGCCUUCACCACCUCGGACACCGUGACGAGUGGAACAAUCAUGCGUCCGAGUUUCAGCCCAACACCCUCAUUUUUCUCACCCCAUUCGGAUCCUUUACAAGUCUUUGCAGUCUAACGUCCCCUCCAGUUCAACCCCAGCGAUUCCUUCAAAUUAAGACAGUCUCAGAUUCUCCUCUUCGGUCGUCAUAUACCCUGAAGAAACUCGUCAGUUUGCAUCAUUAUCAACGAUCAGUUUUGGAAGAGCAUGCACUUGGAGAACGAUUGAAAAUGGAUUUGGGGAUGCACGGAUUCGGAGUUGGCAGUCCAGGUGACAACAGGCAACAACCCACCCUUCUUUCGGAACGACUCAUUCAACGAGCAAAGCUUGGACGACAAAAGUUACGUUUAAAGGAAGAAAUUGAAGUGAUUGCGCUGAAAGUGCGUGGCCUCGUGGAGGAGAAAGGUCGAGCUGAGGGGAGGAUACGAAGGCUAAAACAGGACGCUACGGGCUAUGAAGAAUUGAGUGCAGAUUUGGUGACGCGAAUGCACAAUUUUACAACGGAGCGAACCAAUCUAAAGGAAAUUAAGGCGACUUUAAUUUCCAAAGGACAAAAUCUUGGCAAAUUCAGAGCAAGCGUAUUCCUACGAAAGAAGCAACUGAUCUCGGAACUUUUGCACAUUUAUCCUUUAGAACUUGUCGAGGGAUCCAAAAAGUACUCAGUCAACGGUGUUCAACUUCCAAAUGCUGAAGAUUAUGGAAACGAGACAGGAGGACAGAUCUCUGUAGCCUUAGGGUACACGGCCCAUCUUGCUGCAAUGCUGGCAUUUUUCCUCGAUAUUCCAUGCCGCUAUCCCAUUCGACACUUUGGUUCACGAUCCCGAAUCAUUGACCACAUCACGGUACAAAUUCCUGACAAGGAGCGAGAGUUUCCUUUAUACUUUAAGGGAAAAAGGGAUGUCUAUUGUGCCUACGCUAUCUACCUGCUAAACAAAAAUGUCGCUCAACUUCGGUGGUAUUGCGGAUUGUCAACUCCAGAUUUAAGGGCAACUUUGCCAAACCUUGUGGAACUGCUCACUAGCCGACUUGUCAUUCCUGGAUGGCCGCCCAACAUCGGAGAGGCGUUAGAGAUUGCUCAAGAAAUUACUGAAGACGUGGACUCUAAUUUUCUGGAAAACGAAUUCACCAUGAGUUUGGACAAGGGGUUGGAUAAAAUGCUAUCUGUCGCAAAUGCUGGAGGUGCAUAUUUAGCUGACUCAUUGUCGGAUGGAAACCCUGGAGGCAACUCCACUGCGUUGGGAGAUAUUCAACACGGUCGAGGUCAAGACAGGUUUCUAAGUGGGUGGAAGAAAAAGACAUACAUUGAAACAGACGACUUUGACCCCAAGUGGCUGAUGGAUUCCAUGAACUUGGACUUUGACUCUGGGCGCAAGUUGUCAAUGUCGAAUUCUUCUCCUCCUCCAAGACCUACUUUUAUCAUUACUGGCGAUGACAGUGAUGGUGGUCCAUCCAGAAGACGAAGAAUGGGACAAGUAGAGGCUCCUUCUCUGGAAAAUCUACAGGAAGGAAAAAUAGCAACUACGAUUCAGGCCGAAUUGCGACGAACCCAAACCCCUUCACGUGAAAUUGCGAGACUAGAAUUAGAUAUUAAGGAAUCUGAGCGACGAAAGAGUCGUGGGGCUGCAACUUCAGUGGGGGUUCCUACAAGUUCAGAAAUUAGUAGUGCUACCAUUAAACAGUCUCCUCCGCCUCCUCUCUUGUUGUCCCCUUCAUCUUCUUGUCCAAAUAUAAUACCUUCACUCCCUUCAGCAAAAAAUCCAGAAUGGACGGCGACGGAUGAGCCACGGCUUAUGAGACCGGGAUUUGAUAGCAGUAAUAGCCUGCUGGACCAACAGCAUCAAUCCAUUAAUUUAUCCGCAGCUCAUCGUGAUGAAAUUCAAGUACAACAUUCAGAAGCUUGCAACCCCGACUACCAUAUUCCACCUCCGUCGGUAGAAACAGUGACUUCAUCGCACGACGCCGACUCCACUGAACAACAAAACGCAACGAAUUCUAUUCGCAAUUCGUCUACCCCCUACCCUGCAGAUAAUACCAAAGAAGUAUGCACAACCAAUAUGACUCAGCAUUCUGAGUCAAGUCUAAACUGUGAUAUUGAAUCGCCUUCUACUACAACUACGAAUAAUAAACACGAAGGCGACGCUAUAAAUGGCGAAAAUUCAGAAAAUUCAAUCCUGUGGAGGAGAACGGAAGCUCUCCUUGGUUCCCAGUCAUUUAAUUUAGUUCGACGUAGAAUGUCCACAUCCGAAUCAACGUGAUACAUCUCUUUCUAACUUGUCAAGAAUUAUUACGUUUUUUGAAAAACAUUAAAACUAUCAUGAUUAUAAUUCAGUUCACUAUUAUUAUGGGUUGAAUAAACAAGUAUUAUUCAGUUCAUA